Molecule: messenger RNA, 903 nt
Organism: Psilocybe cubensis
Lineage: Eukaryota; Fungi; Basidiomycota; Agaricomycetes; Agaricales; Agrocybaceae
Product: putative isomerase
Exons: 1
Coding region: 1-903 (300 amino acids)
Biological process (GO): biosynthetic process
Cellular component (GO): cytoplasm
Molecular function (GO): isomerase activity
Source: RefSeq, a predicted model, not a curated record
AUGGCAACAAAACUUGCAUUCACAAAUCUCGACGUCUUCACUUCGACGCGCUUUCUCGGCAAUCCACUGGCGAUCGUCCGGAUUCCCAGCGAUCUCGAAGGUGGUCUAACGCAGAGCCAGAAACAGAUCAUCGCACGAGAGUUCAACUUCUCAGAAACCGUCUUUCUUCACGAAACCUCCGAUGCGGAUUCCCCUGUGACAAUAGAUAUCUUCACCCCCACCAGAGAGCUACCCUUUGCUGGACACCCUACUGUGGGAAGCGGGUGGUACUUGCUGUCCCGGAAUCCCACUAGGGAGAGCGUCACUCUCCGAACCAAAGCGGGGAACAUACCCGUUGUGAAAGCAGAUGGAGGCAAAGUGAGAAUAGAGGUUCCGACCGACUUCAAAGUUCACGCAUCGCACCCUCUUCCAGAGUUCAAGGCGCAACAAACACGUCUGUCCGGAUCGGACUACAUCUUUGGCGCCGAUGGAGCGGAGCCUGUAGUGUCCAUAGUCAAAGGAAUGACUUUCUACCUGGUCGAAGUUGCCUCUGAAGAUGCACUUUCCCGCCUUCAGCUAACUUCCCAGCAGUUCGAGUUGUCGGAUUCGCAUCUUGGGGAAUGGCAAGGGUUUGUUGGGCUCUAUGCGUUUUACCAGACCAAGGAUGGUGUAGUACGAACUAGGUUGUUCUCUGACGGCAUAGAAGAUCCUGCAACUGGCUCUGCAGCAUCCACACUUGGCGGAUGGCUCGCUCAAAAACGUGGAGAGGGCAGCCAUCAAAUCAGUAUUGUACAAGGCGUCGAGAUGGGCAGGAGAAGUGAGAUAGAAGUUUCGGUUGACAUCGGGUCUGACAAGAAAAUUCAAAAAAUACAGCUGGCGGGAGGAGCUGUAGAAGUGAUGGAGGGGACGGUCUUUAGCCAGUGA